GCCGGCGGGGGGGGCCGCUCCCGCCUUAGCGGAGCCGUCGGCGGAGCGCGGCUCAGAGCGGCUCGGAGAGGGAGGAGGCAGGACGGCUCCCGCCCGCCGGCCCGGCCCGGUGCCUGCCCGUCCCCGUCCCCGUCCCCGUCUCCGUCCUAGUCCCCGUCCUCGUCCCGCCCUCCGGCUGCGGCUCUGCCGAGGGGAAGGCGAGCGGUGCCGGCCGUCGGGGGCCUCCGUGCUUCACCGUCCGGGAAACUUCAGCCACUUGCCGGGGAGCAUCCAGCCCCUGCCCUGAGGGGCCGCUUCAGUGAAGGGAAGUGGUGCCUUGCACGCCGACAGGAUGGUGCGGACCAUGAGACCCGACGACAUCAACCCCCGGACGGGGCUGGUGGUGGCUCUGGUCAGCGUCUUCCUGGUGUUCGGCUUCAUGUUCACUGUGUCCGGCAUCAAGGGAGAGACCCUGGGGGACAUCCCUCUGCUGGCCAUUGGGCCGGCCAUCUGCCUGCCGGGCAUUGCCGCCAUUGCCCUCACCAGAAAGACCGACGGCUGCACCAAAUGGCCCAAGAACAAGUGUCCAUGCUGCAAGCAAGUCACGGACCGGGACGUCAUGGAGCUGCUGAGGACCCCCUCAGACCUGGAGUCUGGCAAGGGCAGCUGCGACGAGCUGGCCAAGAAAGCGUAUCAGAAGGACAGGAGAGUGCUGCGGGGCGAGGACUCUGUGUCCAUCUGCACCACCACCACCACCACCAUGGGAGAGUGCAAGAGCCUCAUCAGAAAGGUGGAGCAGGAGGAGAUGCUGAGAUACCUGGAGACCUGUUACCCAGAGAUGCCAGGGAAUGUGUUCGUGGGAGAUGGCUCCACAUACAGUGCCUUGGAGAAGAAGAGCUCUUCUCCCACCAGGGACAGCAUUGCUUGCCCAGACAUCGAAGACAACAUUUUUGUUGCUCCUAAAGACAGUAUCAUUGUCUGCUCUUACAAGGAGAACAGCCCUUAUGACAGAUACUGUUGUUACAUAAACCCUACUGGAGUCAACUCAGACCAGGAGACCAUAGUGUGAAAGAUGCAUACUUUUUAUAUAUAUAUGUAUGUAUACAAAAACUACAACUUCAACUUCUUCAUAGGGGAUAAUAUAGCUGACUGCACUGCAUGGGACAAUCCUGAUACUAUUACAAUUUAACCCGGUAUGUGACUGAUACUGAAACCUUUUGUGCCUGAAAUACUCUUCCUGUAAGUAAACAAGCAUGUUUAAAGGUUAAAGAACUCAAUUCUUCAUUUUGGGAAAAAAGAAAUUACACUUUUAUUUCCUCCUUUUCCUUCCGUUUUAUUUUCCUGCUGCCUAUUGCACCCAAGCCUGUAGACACACUGGCAGGAGGGCAGCAGUGGCUGUCAGCUGAGAUCCAUAGCUGAAUCAAAACUCUGGAGCUGUCUGUAGGAAAGAAUGUGGUGCUCUAUGGCUGAAUGGGACUUAGCAAUAGUGUCACUUCAUUUUUGGAGGGCUUGAGAGAUGUCAGCAUGCACUCCAAUAGCUGGCUGAUGUUAGGGAGUGUAGAAGUGAUUUGCCUCUCUUCCUUCUUUUUCCUGGCAGGAUUUUAUUUUCCUCUGUUUCAAGGAAUUGAUGUGCUGACCCUCUGGGCUCUUCUGAAAAUCUAGGAGCCAGAUAGGCUUAGGGGACUUUUCAAAGGCUAAUCCAUCAUCAAUAGCAUGCAAGGUACAGGUUUUAGCUUCAUUCCCCACUGGUAUUGAGUUCACUGGAAUGUUUCUAAUGCUUUUGGAUUUUAUAGGCAUACUUGACAAGUGGAUUACAACAUGAUCAUGACACAGUCCUUGCAGGGACUCUGAGCAGAUGUCAGUGGACUCGGGUCUUAAAAAUACAUUUCAGUACCUCUAAAGUCACUUAGGGAAUAGACUUCUAUGGGUUGUGUUCAGAGCUGGAUCUGACUCUUCCGAAAAUGUCAUUUUCAUGUGCCUUUUCUAAAAUGCCAGAUGUUUCUCUAUGGGUGAUGAAUGGUUACAGUCCACUCAGGGGUCUCAAAGCCAUGCUUUGCUGAGGGGGAGGGAACAGAGGACCUGGCUGACAGAUGGUUUUGUUCACAGCUUAUGGAUACAUAGCAAGAGAAAUAUGAAGUGAGUAUUGAGGAUUAACCUUUCAAAAUCUGAGCCUGCAGGUUAGAUACAGAAACGCAAAUCCUGGCUAUUCUGUCCAACAGUAAACUGCAUAUUCUGUGCUGUGUGUAAAAAUCUUAUCUGACCUGUACUGUGUAGGUAACAGAGAUGUGGUAUAAUACGAUGUGCAUGCUAAGCAGCUGCUCUAAGGGUUGAGCUCUUAAGGUAAUGGUUACUAAAGCAAGGAGUAAUUUACUAGCAUCUCACAAAGUCCCAGUUCCUAUAACUAAACUCUCACAACUCCAAAAAGUUCCUCUGUGAUGGAAGUCUUAAUAACUGUUCUUACAUAGCUGGUUUUUGUCAACCAUAAGUUGUACCAGACAAAUGUAUUGAAUUACCGGGGUAGAAGAGAAGAAAAACAGCCUUUCUUUUGUAGCAACCUGAGAUGUUGUGGAGAAAGUGGCAAGGAAUUUUCCACUGAAAUGAGCCAUUUUUCACUGCCCGUGGAAUUGUUUGGAAAGUGAAUGGAAACUUCAUGCAUCUGCUAGUUUGUUUGUUUGGAAACCUAUGUCAAAUCGUUACAGACAACCAGUUUCUGAAGAGGUUUCCUGAAGGAGGAAAUACAAUUUUUUACAGAAGAUAGUUUGGUUUCUUUCAGACCAAAAAAUAUUUUAACACUUUGGCCAGUCUUUGCUGGGGCAUCAGGAUGCUAUUAGGAUAAAUUAAAAAAAUACUAGCUAGUUUGAAUCAGGUAAAGCCUCUUGAUAGGUGGUUACAGGGAACUUUGCUGCUCUGGCAUGCAGCGAAAGUACUGUGGGAGUAAAUAAACUUAUACUCAGUACAGCCCAAGUUUUAUCCACUGAGCAAAGGAAUUCCACAAAAACAGAACCUCUCCCUGACAUGUUCAAAUCCCACUUCCACAUAAAAGCACUCUGUUGUUGUCAGGCAGAUUGUCUCCUGCAGGCUUAGUCACUCCAAGACCUUAUUCUGCAAAGUACAGAGCAGCUCUUUGAUGGCACUGGGAAGUCUUAUUUCAUGACCUCUGAAGCCAACAGCUAAAAUACUGCUAAUGAACAUGAUCAGAAGUAGGGUCUUUCAUUGCUUUCUGUUCCUGAGGGAAGCAGAUGAGGGUCUCAGCGUGUGCCCAUGCGUGUUCAGCAUCCCUGAAGAUCAGACCCACCAUGAGAAAACAGGCUGCCAGGUAGCUGCAUGCUGCCUUUGCUGGGGUUGUGAGCAAUCGCUUGCCUUGCAUAAGAGAGCAAAGCGUCAGCCCGCUGGGAACCUAGAUUUGUACAGCUCUGCAAAUAUAUAUAGGAAGAGGUCAAGUUUUCCCAUUUUGUGUAGGCUUAGAUGUUCCCUGUCAAAAGUUAUAUGGGGUUUUACAAGGCAAGACAGCAAACUCUAGUGACAAAUAGAACGGUAAAUAUAUAACCUGAGAUACAGCCAUGCAGAUCUGAGUCGUGCUUUAUUCCAUUCUUAGUGUAAAAACAAGAGAAUUUUUGUAUGAAAGCAAGUUUAAUGGGAGUGAGAAUUUCCCACAAUAUAGGAAGAGAUAUAAAAAAUGUAUGUUUAAAAUGUGAUAUUUACAGUCAAUGCCUUCCUCCGUUCGUUUAGCUGAGGUAAGAUUUCAUAACAAAAUACAAGUUAAGCAAUAUUUCUAGGCUAAUCCACCAUAAUCCACUGAAGUUUUUUACUGAACAUGUGGGAAUUUGAAGUUAAAUAAAUAUAUUAGUACUGCCCCUGAAAUCUCUUUCUCUGUGAUCUUUCCUUUCUUUUCUGCUAGUUAAGCAGAGAAUGAAAUGGAAAUGGAUUAUUUUGGACAUUUUAAAAAUAAGAAUUUGUCCACUUAAAAAUGAAAGUUUUUUGUGUGAUGGUUUGGGUUUUUUUUUAGAUAAAGUGAGAUUUUUCAUACACUAUAGUUUUACCAGUAGAAACCUACUGCUUAUUUGAUCAAAGACGGCGUGACAGCAGCUUCAAGCUUUUUAUGCAGGUACCAUGCCCAGGCCUGAGAACUACUGGGGCUUAUUUUCAUUCAGCUCAUGUGGUCUCUUCUGAUGGCCACUAGAACUCGUAGGACCAGUGGUGGUCUUGGAACAAGCAGGAAUAAUCACAUUGCUUUUCAGAGGCAGCUUCUAGUCUUGGCUCUGAAUUUGACUUCAGGACACCACAGCUUGGGAUGUGAUUCCAAGCCAUGAUCCAGAGAUGAGAGCUUCUCUCCUUGCUACAUUUAAAACACCUCUGGGUAAAAAUGCCACUCCUGUCCUCAAUGCUAUCCUCCAAACAACGCAUGCAGUUGUAGAGGAGCUCUGUUUGUGGGUUUAGUGCCUGGUCUCAUUGAAUUCAAUUGCCACACAUUGCUUGGUCCUACAGUAUGCGUGGCAGGGCGUGUAUUAGUGUUUGAAGAAAACCAGUGAUUUGGACAUUCACAGAAGGUUCCUAAGAUACAUAAAAUUUAUUUUUAGAAUAGUAUUUGUUAUAGUGCUAUGGUGGAGUUUACCUUCUUUUAAGAAACAAUGUAAUACACAGAUCAAUAGUACACCGGGCAAUUUUGUGUUUCUUUGUUUAAAUUCCUAUUGUCACAGAUAGCAGUUUUACAGUCAUACAAGCUUGGUCAUUGCAAAGCCUUUAACAGAAAAUUUGGAGUUUUAAUCAGUGUGCAGUUUGUCCUCCCAGGGCACUAAACAAUAGCUGGUCCUUUCUGCCUGGAAUGGAACGAGUGGGAGGUGAGUGUGCUCAGGGUGUGUGUCCCUCGGGAUCAGUAUUGUGUUCUUGAUCUGCAUUCUGCAGAAAUGUGGUGCUCUUCCACAGGCAGUUCCUCCACAUCUGAUCCAACCUCUCCACAGUCCUGGCUCCAGUAACUGUUUAUUAUGUUGUAAUUAGCAGAGUAAAGUAACAGCCACUAUGACCCCCUCUCAGCAUUUCUCCUGGUACAUAUCAGACUGCAGAAUGAGCUCCUGCUCUUGACCGAGGUGGUAGAAUCUGACCCUAUAUCAUCCAUUCUAUGGAAGCUGUUGUGUUGAGACAUCCAACUAAAUUGUCAGUUCUUGCAGCACAGGCCUGGGAUUUUGCAUCUCUGUGUAAUACCUUUCACACUAAAGGUGCUGUAGUGAUGGGUUAGAGACGGGUAACUGUCAGGUCUCGAAGGCACUUCCAGCCUGAUUUUUAUGAGCAUUUAGGGACUGAUGUAUUUAUAUGCAGAGCACAAUCUGCGCUCAGAAACUUGAAUCUCAACACGUUGCCUGUAAAGCCAUACUGCUAGAGAAUGCAGUUCUGACAUGGGAGAUUUUCCAAGUCUUGAAAGGUUUCUGUGUAAGUUUCUAGUAUCAAUCAUAUUAAACAUUGCAGAGGAGUUUCCUAAUAUGUAGACUAGAGGGGUUUUCUUGACACAUUCUUAUGAAACAGCAUGGGGCAUCAGCUGCAAAGCAGCUCAUGCUGAGCCCAUUUCAACACUGCAGACAGCCUAAACAUGCAAUCCCUACUGGGACGACUGUCAGCAGAUUUGUUACUUCCCUGGUACUAUGGGCCCUUUUAUGUCUGGUCUUCAGAAACAACACAGAGAGCAGAUCUAGAAUUCACUUUUUAUCCUCUCCGGCAAACUUUCAUCAGCAAGCAUUACCUUUAAUAUAACAGUCCUGUCAGUGGAGGAAUUCCAGACCUUGUCUUUACUAGGCAAGGAGAUCCAGCUAUCAUUGCUUUUUAAAUCAUGGUCUAUUUUCUGUUCAGAACAGUUGCAUGGAUUAGCCCUGACUAUCCUAUUGUCAGAUGCAUGCAGAAAUGGUUAUGCUUAAUGUUGUUACUUAAAAACACCGCACCAUGCAUAGGUGUGUUUACAGUACACAUUUGUUCGCAAGAGCAGGUCACAGAAGGCAUAAGCAUAGCAAUAUAUUAAUUUGAGAUCUGCUCAGAGGACCCCUCUGUCUUUCUGAGACCUCACCCAAAUUUUCUGCCUGAAGCUUAUUGUUGCAAUUUAAAAUUCCUUCCAUCCUUUAGGAGAAGACAAUUUUUCUAAGAAGAACUCCGUUGUGGCUGUUCAAGGACAAACGGUUCUUCCAACAAGAUACACAGAGUUUAAAUGUCCCAGGACUGUUUCAUUGUAACCACUGUUACAUCCUGACUGUGAAAUCCUGGCUCUGUUACCUAUUGCAACGUGAAAUUCUCCAGUGCUUUGCUAAAUGCAAAGCAUUUCCCCAAACCAUUGGUAAAACCCUUGAACCCUUGGUCAAUUCUGAUAGAUUCAGUACUAGUACUUUUUCAACCUACAGUUUCAUUACUUAGGGAGUGGAAAAGGGUUAAAUACGUUGAAAAUCUGGCUCUGUACUUUGUUCUAGUGAGGCAAGAACAGAAAAAGAGAUAUUAUUCACGAAAGCAAAAGGGACCAAAAAGGCUUCACAGACAGUAUUUCAUUACUUUGUUAGAUUAACUGCGUUAUAUUCUAGUCGCAUAGGCAAUAUGUUUAGUGCAUUCUGCCAUAUGUGCAGCUUCUCUUUGGUAGCUUACCCUGAACAGGCUCCUCAGGUAGGGACAGAGUGUUUUUCUGCCUGGAAGCAGGAUGCAAGAGCUACAGAAAAAAUUGGCAUGUAGUAGGGAUCUGAUGCCAGAAACUCAGAUCUCAUCAAAACACUUAUUUGCACAGCACUGUAUUUUACUAUGAAAUGCAGUGAAUCAUAAGCAAUUAUGUGCACUCAUGAACAUAAGGAUGCUACUACAGUAGCUUUGUAUUUGGCAUUCACUGACUAGGAAGUACCUAUUCUACUGCCAUUGAAAUCCAAGGCAAAAUUCACAAAGGCAUAAUAGAAAAAAAUCAUGUGGGGCUUCAAGGUCAAACUUAUUGCUGUAUGAAAACUGUUAAAUCUGGCACUAGAAGUUAGUUCUAAAAGGGACAUAUGCACUUAAGACCUAGUGCAGUAUGAAGGUGAGGUACAAAUACAGAAGAUGAGGUAGCUUUGUUCCCUGUCUUAACCUGAGGACCAUGGUUAGUAUACCAUGGGACAAUAAAUAGUAUCAUGUAGACUCAUACAUGCUCAUUGGAAGGUUUCAGUCAUUAGGGGUCCCACGCAAACAAAUUCUACAAAACACACUCACAUUUCAAACUGGUUGUUUUAUAUCUCUACAUCAGAAAGUGCAUUUUAGCAAAUUUUAAAUUAGGAGGAGAGGGAAUUUUCCCCUAUUUUCUUUGGAGAGAACAUUGGAUUGCAAAUGAUUUUAUCUUUGAAUUCUUAUUUAGAAUGUAAUAAAGUACAACCCAAUGUUUUACACUGACUGGUGGGAAGUAGGGGAAAAUUCAGACAGGAAUUAGGAGGACAGAGUACUUAUUAGCUGAAAAGCAGAUGGUAGCCAGCUGGAGAAUAAUCAGAAUAAUCUUGCAUAGCCUUGUCUUUUUACUAGUCUGAAAGGACAGCCCCAGAAAGACACUCUUAAAAAACCAAAGACUCUUACUAUUGAGGUCAAUUCAGAUGGAAGGGCUAUUAAUAACUUUUGGGGAUCUGAGUGGGGUGGGAGAGAGAGAUGUUCUACAUGCUGGGGAACCUCAUACCAAUCUCUUCUUCAGACAUAGAUCUUCAAGAAACCCUGCAUCCUCUGACUGCACAGUCAGGCUCAACACUCAUACUAUGCCCUUGCGCUGUUUGCAAAGAACACCUGACUUUGUUCCACUUUUCCUUAAAUACACUCAUUUUUCUCAUUUGACUAAUUACCUGUAGGAGGAAGCAGAUAACUCUUCUGUUUACACAAAAAGAACCAUGGAACUGAAGACCCUCUGCACAUGUCUAUAACAAGCUAAACAAAAGAUGUUUGCUACCUAAUCUAGGGGAUAAAGACUAACUUUUUGGUGGCAAAACACAGUCUUUUUCCAAUGCCAACGGUUUGAAUAAAAUCUGGGAAGUUUUACACCUGGAAAUACAUUAACCAUUUUUUUUUACUUGUUGGGAUUUUUUUAAAUAUUGUGGUUAUUCAAUCUGUUUCUCAAUGUUCAAACUGAAACAAUAUAGUGAAGG
This is a messenger RNA of Harpia harpyja (harpy eagle), 8087 nucleotides long. RefSeq names its product transmembrane protein 215 (gene TMEM215). The record is from RefSeq and is a predicted model, not a curated record. Bases 332 to 1048 code for a protein of 238 amino acids. Lineage: Eukaryota; Metazoa; Chordata; Aves; Accipitriformes; Accipitridae. The transcript has a single exon.